AGGGGGGGACGCUUUAGUCAGCUGUACCAAGUCACCGCCGCUUGAGUCACGUUGUAAUUGGCUCUUUUUGCGCUGGAGAAUCAUCAAAUUGAUGUCCAAACGAAGGAUCAUGCUGUCUUUGUUUCUUCGAUGACAAUAUCGAGCUAGCCACAGUUGUUGGCAGACUGUCAUGGAAUAAAGACAUGUUCCUCACUUCAGCUACCGUAUUGCUGCAACGUUUUGGGAGACAUGGAACAUCCGACAUCUAUUUCCCAGGAAUUGAGACAAUUUGUCGUGCCCGGUGCCCCCCCGACAGUCUAUUACAUACCUGAGUUCAUAUCUGCUGAGGAGGAGGCCUACCUCCUGCAGCAGGUCUACCAGUCCCCCAAACCCAAGUGGACCCAGUUGUCUGGAAGGAGGCUGCAGAACUGGGGAGGGUUGCCACAUCCCAAAGGGAUGCUGGAGGAGAAGAUCCCCGCAUGGCUUGACAAUUAUUGCCAGAAAGUUUCUUCGCACGGGGCUUUCGAUGGGAAAACGGCCAACCACGUUCUAGUGAACGAGUACAAACCAGGAGAGGGGAUUAUGCCCCACGAGGACGGACCCCUGUACCACCCAACGGUCACAACUGUCACCCUGGGUUCGCACGGCCUCUUGGACUUUUACAUGCCCGUCAGCCGGCUGGAGGGCGACGAUAACGCCGUCACCACAUUGGAGGAGGACCGGCAUCUUUUCUCCCUGCUGUUGAGGCCACGCAGCUUGUUGGUGCUUCAGGACGACGCGUACCAGAACCUUCUCCACGGCAUCGGAGCUCGUGAGAUGGACGUUCUGACUGACAAGGUGCUGAACUUGCGCGGAGCUGUGGCCCGGCCGGGCGAGACGCUGACUCGAGGGACCAGAGUUUCGCUGACCAUUCGACACGUCCCCAAAGUCUUGAAGACCAAGCUGCUCCUUGGGCGGAGGUGAUCGAAGGAAAACAGUGGACCACGUGAAGGCUUAACUUUUGUCAUAUAGUGGAAAUUAAGUGAAUUUGGAUCAUGGAAAUGUGUGAACUCAAAUCUUUCUGCAUCAUGACAGAUAAACUUCAUUGUCAUUUUGACUUGAACAUGAAAAAAAUAAAAGCGUGAAAUCAAACAA
Messenger RNA from Syngnathus typhle (broad-nosed pipefish), 1113 nucleotides. RefSeq names its product alkB homolog 6 (gene alkbh6). The record is from RefSeq and is a predicted model, not a curated record. The transcript is spliced from 3 exons. Bases 229 to 942 code for a protein of 237 amino acids. Lineage: Eukaryota; Metazoa; Chordata; Actinopteri; Syngnathiformes; Syngnathidae.